Molecule: messenger RNA, 2576 nt
Organism: Gekko japonicus
Lineage: Eukaryota; Metazoa; Chordata; Lepidosauria; Squamata; Gekkonidae
Gene: OSTF1
Product: osteoclast stimulating factor 1
Exons: 10
Coding region: 327-971 (214 amino acids)
Biological process (GO): signal transduction
Molecular function (GO): protein binding
Source: RefSeq, a predicted model, not a curated record
UCCAGUGCAAGGCGCUGCUCGCUCACUCGGUGUCUCUCUGGCAGUUUCUCAAUACUCGCAGUGGCGCCUUGCAGGCUCUAGAGGGAGCGGCGCUCAGUGUCCCCGUUUGCUAGCGCUGGCGCUACGAUCCCUACUUCCUCAUCCCUGCAGAAGCAACUUGUGCGUUCGGCUGGGACGUUCACCAGGACACCCAAACCCGCCCAGGGCUCUCGGUCCCGACUCGCCGAACCUGUGCUAAGGGCGGCAGAGUUCCCGGGGAAGGAAGCCAGGAGCCCAGCGCUUCACUCGCCGGCAUAAAAGAUUCUCCCUGCAACUUCUGCACAGCGAUGUCCAAGCCGCCACCUAAACCAGCCAAACCAGGGCAAGUCAAAGUCUUCAGAGCCUUGUAUACAUUUGAGCCCAGAACACCAGAUGAACUGUACUUUGAAGAAGGGGACAUAAUCUACAUUUCUGAUAUGAGUGACACAAAUUGGUGGAAGGGAACCUGUAAAGGCAGAACUGGACUGAUUCCCAGCAACUAUGUGGCUGAACAAGCAGAAUCUAUUGACAACCCACUACAUGAAGCUGCCAAAAGAGGAAACUUGAGCUGGCUGAGGGAGUGUUUGGAUAACAGAGUUGGUGUCAAUGGAUUAGACAAAGCUGGAAGCACAGCCUUAUACUGGGCAUGCCAUGGAGGACAUAAAGACAUAGUGGAAGUGCUACUGACACAGCCAAACAUAGAACUAAACCAACAGAAUAAACUGGGAGAUACAGCUUUGCAUGCUGCUGCAUGGAAAGGCUAUGCAGAUAUUGUAGAAUUGUUGCUGGCAAAAGAAGCCAGAACAGAUUUAAGAAACAAUGAGAAAAAAUUGGCUUUUGACAUGGCUACUAAUGCCGCAUGUGCUUCCCUGCUUAAAAAGAAAAAAGGACAAGACAUCAUGCGAACUUUAAGUAAUGCAGAGGAAUACCUUGAUGAUGAAGACUCUGACUGAAUUGCCUUAUGCCACUUUAAAAUCUACACUGUGCAACCUUCCUCUCACCUCCACCUUCCCUAAAAUCCUUUCCAUCUGUAACAACAAAAAUGUACUUUCACAUAUACUGUAAUGAAGUGUUACAAUAUCAUUGCUCUUUCGCAACUGACUCUGUAUUAGGGGUCAUGAAUGAUAUAGUUUCAAACAAUUUUUCUUGGUGAGGAAUAUGUGUAAGAUGGGUUUCUCUACCAAAUCUCUAACCUUACUGGAAAUGGGUAUUACUCUUUGAAAGCAGGGCUGCUCCAAAUAUUUGGGAUAUACAGAGAUCAUUCUAUUUGCAGGGCAAUUAGCCAUGCUAAAAUGUUUCCGGAAAAAUUAGUAUUAUUUUACAGAGAGGAACCUCUCAGGUAGAAGAUGUGCUUUUAGACACCCGUAACACCCUGGUGUGGCUGUGUGGAAUUAAAGCUGAAUUCUUUGCAUGCAGAAGCUCCAUGGGGAACCAAAAUGGUAAAGGGCAUACAGGGAUUGCUACCAAUGGUACAUCCUCCGUUGCCUUGUAGGAGAAUAUGUGGAGGAUUAGAAUGACUCUCCCAGGACAUGAGUGGUACAUGCACACUUCCCUCUUGUUGCCUGGGAAUAUCCAUGGUAGGAAAGAUAGCAUACCAUAGUAGCCUUGAUCAGGGACACAGAGUUAAUAAUGUUGGCAGGAGGCAGUGAGCACAGUUUGCUUCACUGGCCAGCACAAAAAGCUGCAGAUCCCACCCAAAUGGUUGCUCUGAGGAUGUAGCGAGGCUGAGCCCUUCCUUCCCCCUCCAUUACAACUGCAGGGGGACAGAAAAUGGGCUCAGAGAUGGCAGCCUUCAGCAAGUAGUCUCUGAUCCCAAAUUCCUUCCCUCACAGUGGUCACAUUGAAGAUGUAAGGAUGGUGAUCUCUUCCUUUCUCUCUGGAAUUCUCAUUGUUCAUGCCCCUUAUGAAUUUUGUUAGCUCCGCUCAACUUGUGUGUUUGUGUGUGUAUAAAUUUUAAAUGAUCGUAUUAGGAGAGGUUAAUGGAUGAAAUAUCCUUGACCUUCCGACUUUGUGACUCAAUCCUGAAAACCUUAGACAGGCAGUAUUCUUUUUGAAGGUAGUCAUUAAGAACUUUACCCUUAGCCAAGCUGGGUACAAACACAGUCCUGUCAGGUAACCAUCAAUUAUUCUGAUCAGCUGUUGAGUAAAGAGCGAGGAGCAGGGGAGAAACUUUAUAUCCAGCUCUUUACAGGCCUUCCCCAAUAGCUGAUGGGUGCUGUUGCUACAAACCGCCCCAACCCUUGAGGAGCCAUGCAUGUAAAGCAACCACUCACAAGGUCCAUGAUUCGGUUAGGGGUUAUUGUGCAGAAUCCUGUUUCUUUCUGUGUUUGCCACCCUACUGAUUGGGGGUGCUUAUCUGGUUAAGGAGCUUGUUCUUUGACUUGAAAUGAUAGCGUUAACGCUUUAAAAUGUUUUUGUGUUCAUACCUGUAUCAUGGAGGAAGGGAAUGUUUUUCACUUUAUCUUGCCUUAAGAAAAAUUAUUCCCUCUUGCUUUCCCAUUCUGUUCUUCCUGUCCCCCAAAGAGUCUUAUGUUGUAGUUUUGUUUCUAAGGUUUUUU